Molecule: messenger RNA, 3650 nt
Organism: Oreochromis niloticus (Nile tilapia)
Lineage: Eukaryota; Metazoa; Chordata; Actinopteri; Cichliformes; Cichlidae
Exons: 7
Coding region: 875-2428 (517 amino acids)
Molecular function (GO): GTP binding
Source: RefSeq, a predicted model, not a curated record
UGAUUGAUCUAACCGGAAGUGGCAGGGCUCCUUUGCUGACAACAUUAAUAACUUCCGUUGAGCACAUCUUUCAAAAUAAAAGUCUUUAACCUAAAGCGUGUAAAAACAGUGGCAGUGCUUUAAAUCUUUAUUAAACAAAGCACAGUUAGAUGACAUCACACAGCAGACACUGUAACUGUGGCGUCACUGUGACAGCACGUGAUGGGAACAGCUGAUCGCUCACUGCUACAGGUGUCUAGUAUGUGACGUCAUUUGACCACGAUGCAUUCACAUUUUUAUUACACGUUUUGUAAUUUCACAUUUGUGUGUGUGUGUGUGUGUGUGUGGUGCCUGCCUCUGCCGGCAGGGGCGCCUCAAAGGGGGGGAUAGUCACGUGACAGCAUGUUUCCUCGGCGCCAUCAGCUGUUAUCUGCCUGUUUAGGACCAGAGUUCAUAUUGCAGGCGUGUCCGGCCACGCCCACAGGUGCAGCUGACACGGCACCGUGGAGUCUCCAGGUGACAGCCGGACCUGUGAGCAGCACCGAGCUGUCACACUCCAGCUGUGACAGCUGCAGGAAGUUUACUGCGCAUGUGCCGUGUGUCCGGGAGCCGCUGAGAGGAUUUUAAACCGAGCCGGACUCGCAGGGCUGACUCCGUGGAUCCGCUGAAACUCUGAAAGAACAGCAGGAAAACACGUCGACCGUGACUCGGACUCACUGCCGGCUGUGGCACCAACACGCCACCUACCGGAGGACUGAAGGGGCAGGGCUGCCCUGCUGCUGUGCUUCAUGGAGCGUUCGUUGGAGCAGAGAGACAGACGUGGGCGUCUGCAGGAACAGCGAGCUCCACCACAGAGACCCUCUGAUGAUGGACCUGUGAUGUCUCACCUGUGAUCAUGCAGACACAGAGAAACAGGAGAGGACAUUUAGAGCACUUCCUGUACUAUAAGCACUCCAGGCUGAAUCACCUGAAACAGGAAGUUCAAAGGUAUGGGUUGGAGAACCAGUACGUCUUCACUGAAGACAUCCCUCCGUUCCCCCGACCCGAGUUCCACGUGAGCCGUGUCAAACACGACACGGAGCGACGGGGCUUAUGUUGCAUCAGGGUGGACGAGGGCUUCAGGGAUCCUCACAGUCGGGUCCUGGUGUGGUGGAAUCUGGCUGUGGGACCCGAGGAGAUCCAGGAGGCCGAGACGAGGCUCCUAGAGGAGACCUACCCAAACCGGACAGAGGAGCAGGCCGCGAGGCAGCGCAGCUUCCUGUGGAGGUUCGCCUCCUCUCCGGCCUUCAGCGAGAAGUCCAGGCUGGGCUCGUACCGCUUCACCUUCCCCCUGCAGGAGGUGCUGACCGCCUACAGCGAGCAGUUUUGCUCCGGAGCUCCGCCCAUCAUGAGGGUGUUCAAGACCUCGCUGUUCAAACAGGAAGUGCAGUACUCUGUGCUGGUCCACAGCCCGGCCAAUCAGCUGCUCUUCUCAAGGUUUCCUUUACUCCCUGAUGAUGACCCGGACGCCGUCUGCACUUAUAGAGACGGACGCUUCAUCUGGAGACCAGAGGCCAUGUGUGGGACACACAGUUAUGAGUUGAUCUGUAGACCUGAUGGAAACCAGAUGGACGCUCAGGAACUACCUGCACGACCUCCAUUUUACGUCUGGGAUCACGUCGCCAUUGCCCUGCAUGUGGCGAACGGACAGGUGCUGACGUUUAACGCUGACCGCCUGAGACAGAACCUCAGCUUCUGUUGGCCGGACGAAGUAACAGCCAGAAACGACGAGGAGGACUUCGAUGAUUUCGAAGACGCUACAAACUUGGUUAAAUGCCUGUGGCCGGGCUGGCGCCUCCCCCUCGAGGAGGAGCGCUCGCUCCUGCAGCGUUACACAGUGUCCGACAUCAGACUGGUUCUCGUCGGGAGGCCUGGAGUGGGUAAGAGCUCCACUGGGAACGCCAUCCUAGGAAGGCUUGCCUUCAGUCCAGGCGGUCCAUCCUCAGGGACGUCAUCGUGCUGCUGGCAGAGCGAGUGGGUGUUCGGCCACCAGGUGACCGUAGCCGACACUCCUGGUCUCUCGGAAACAUCCAGCGACGCCGUGAAGAGGGGCAUCUCCACAUGUGUAAACAUGCUGAGGCCCCACGCUGUCCUGCUGGUCGUCAGGGUGGGGUCCUCCACCGUGGAGGAUCUAGCCGCCGUGAGGCAGGUGGAGGAGGUCUUUGGGAUGGACGUGUGGAGGUACACCAGGAUCCUCUGCACCUAUGCUAACCCAGCGGCUCCAGACAUCGAGACACAGCGCCGGGCGACGGGACCUGAGCUGCUUUUCAGAGUGGGCUACAGGUACCACGUCCUCAACAACAACCCAGACCACUGGGACGGUCAGCAGGUCUAUGAUCUGGUGCAGGCCGUGGCAAGGAUGGUCAUGGCUAAAGGAGGGGAGGUCUACUCCAUCAGGAACACCAUCUGAGUGCUGGGUGAUGUUGUAAUGUUGUUUGCACUGUUUACCCUCAGGUGAUGGAGUGUGGCGUACGAUAAAUGCACCAGAACGCCCAGCACAGCGACACCUGCUGGCCUCAGUGGGGAGGUCACCUCCCAGAUUAGCUUCCAUGAUGCAUCAUGGGAAGUCCCCCCCAUCCUGACGUCAGCAGGUUUGGAAAUGCAGUUUGUUUGUAGCCGACUACGAACGUUAAACUUUGAAUAUUCUGUGCAACGAUCCAAAAGCCUUUUAAAAAAUCCCAACAGUGCCGAUCUCACGAAGAUCAUUCAAGACACACGUGUGUCUGUGAGGGUUUGAAAAGGACAGGAGCCAAUGAAGGGAAGCCAAAACAGGAGAAAUCUGCUCUCUCUUUCUAGUCCCUGUCAGGACUCUUGCUGCAGCAUUUUGGAUCAGCUGAAGGCUUUUCAGGGAGUUUUUAGGACAUCCUGAUAAUAAAGAAUUACAGUAGUCCAGCCUGGAAGUAAUAAAUGCAUGAACUAGUUUUUCUAAUUUUAGAGAUGUUGGUCACAUGAGAGGAAUGUGUGGGUGACAGAACAAAUUAACCUUCUCAAGUUUGGAAAACUGUGUCCAUGAGGACUCCAGCAUCACCAUGUCUCACCUGCUGGUGAGGACCCGCCUCUGCCUUCGUGCAGACCAACCACUGCACAGCGUUACUGACAGGAGGAUCGUUUACAUGGUGGACACAAUCCGAGUGCUGCAUCUGCCAAUCAGCAGUGAUUUUCUCUGUGUAGCCCCUCCCACAGACACAGCUAUGCGCCAGUUCUCACCUGACCCAAUGCAGCACUGACAGCGUGUCAUUGGUGACCAUUUAAGCCAAUCAGCUGCCAGAUGAAACUGAGGAAGUGAAAUUAUUAAUGAGCCCUGAAUGACUCCGGACAGCUAGCAAAGAGCCAGCUAAACAACAACAGCUUACAACAGUUUGGCUCGACUGUCCUAAAAAUCACACUUUGCCUCAGAUAAACAGUUUGAUUCCAUCCUCACAUCAAACAUAGUUAGAUCCACUUCAGAGACAGUUUCAGUAACAGCAGCUAAUAGAGGCUAACAGAAGCUAACAGCAGCUAAUAGAGGCUAACAGAAGCUAACAGCAGUGCAUAUUGACAGAAAGUUCAGCAUAUUUUCAACAGCUCGUCUCAGUAUCACUGUCAUCAGACAGAAGUGAGUUUCACUCACUCACUGACUCCUCCAAAGUAAA